Molecule: messenger RNA, 597 nt
Organism: Ostertagia ostertagi
Lineage: Eukaryota; Metazoa; Nematoda; Chromadorea; Rhabditida; Trichostrongylidae
Source: the annotation of a GenBank genome assembly
GUUUCCACUGAAGAUGGUGUUGCCGACCUCAUUUCUCUAGUGGAAGGUGAGAGAUGUCUUUGGGACACUUCAACUGAAGAUUAUCGAAAUAUAUAUAGGAAAGAAGAGGCUUGGAAUCGUAUCUAUAUGUAUAAAGUCCUGCGAGAUAACUAUCGGCGAAAUGCUGUCUACAAAAUCGGUGUCAAUAGCAAAAAACCAUGGUUUUUCGCGAAAUAUAUGAGGUUCCUGGACAAAGUGGAUGUUCAGGGUUCAGGAACUCUUCCAAUAUCUGACACGUCUCAAACUGGUCAAUGGGAGUUGGUCGAUUCAGCCUCGACGAGUUCACCGGAGACCGAAAAGUUUCGGGGGAGAAAACGUAUUGCUACUGAAGGAGAAGAAUCGAAGGGCGUGCAGGGUCCAUCGAACCCAGCAAAGAAGAAGACGGAUGAACCUGAACCUCGCGACAAGUUCAGCCAUUUUGGCAAUUUCGUUGCGGCUCAUCUUCGAGCGCUGCCGGAAGAAAUCUCGAGCGAUAAGAUCGAAAACUUGACAACAGUACUUCUUUACAAUGUGCUUGUUACAAAAAUCAAAGACGAAACAGCAUUUGAAGGAAGUUAA